AUGGCGACCACUGAAGAAGAGAAUGAAGGUCCUCCUCUGGGUUUUACUUUGCCUCAUGUGCCCUUGCAAACUGAGGCACCUCCUAGAAGACCAGCUGUCACGGCACCGUUCAUUACUCAUAUGAUUGGAAGCACCAAGAAAAGUUUCGUGGAUAUAGUUAUGGCAGGUGAGAUGAUUGAGAAUGCUGUGAGGGGUGGUAAAAUCGAAGGGGAAGUGGCUAAAAGAUCGGCCCUAAGGAGAAAAGACAAUAAGGUGAACAACAUGAACAGUUUCAACUCUAGGGCAAUCACAGUUGGACAACCUAAAGCAGCUACGGGUGAGCAACAAAGUACUCAAAGACAGGAAUCGGGUACAAGACAGAAUUCGAAGAUGAUGCAAGUCACUCCUAUCCCUGUGACAUAUCGUGAGUUUUAUCAAAGCUUAUACGAUGCACAUGCCAUUGCUCCGUUUCACUUAAAAUCACUGCAGCCACCGUACCCCAAAUGGUAUGAUGCAAAUGCUAAAUGCGAAUAUCACGAGGGAAUAUCGGGGCAUUCAAUUGAAAAUUACACUGGGUUCAAGAAGGUCAUGGAAAGGCUCAUCAAAAUGGGGGUUGUGAAAUUUGAUAGUACCCCUAAUACUAAAAAUUCGUUACCGGAUCAUGGCAAUCAAGGAGUGAAUGCCAUUGAUGAAACAAAGAAAGGAAAAGUCAAGGAAGAUAUUGCUGAGGUGAAGACACCUAUGAAAGUAAUAUGGGAGGAGAUGGUGAAGAGAGGUAUGCUGACCUCUAGAAAAGGAAGAGAAAGAAUAGAGAACCAUUGUGAAUUCCAUGGAGAGGCGGGUCAUAUGAUCCAAAAUCGUGAAGAAUUCAAGGCCAUGGUACAAGGCCAUAUGGUUAACAAAGAACUACAGGUUUCUGAGGGUAGUUCUUGUGAAGGACAAAUAUGUGUGCUGGGGAAUGAACGACAAAGAACCAGCCAACCAAGAAUUAUUAUUUUCUUUCCAGGGAAUAAUGAGGUGGGGUUGCAAACUGGGCCCAAAAUAGUCAUUCAUAAACCCAAUCCUUUCCCUUACAAGGAUGACAGGAGGGUGCCAUGGAGCUAUGACUGCAAUAUAACAAUACCUGAGGUGAAGAGUAUAGCUAGCGUGGCCAGGGGCACACAAAAUGAAGGUUCCCAUACACGAAGUGGGAAACGUUAUGACGGGGGGAAUAUCAGAGUGGAGCCUGGAAAGACGAAAAAUGCCGAGGCUGAAAAGGAAAAGGUGACUAAAGUACCCAUCAAUGAGCCGGUAAAGGAGGAAGAAGCUAAAGAUUUUUUAAAAUUCCUGAAACAUAGCGAGUAUGGUGUGGUAGAGCAGUUGCGCAAGCAGCCGGCAUGUAUAUCAGUAUUAGCCCUACUCUUGAGUUCUGAGGUGCAUCGAGAUGCAUCCAUAGAUAUCAAUGAUAUGAAUGCUGAUACUGCAGCUCCUAAUUUCUCUGGCGAGCAAAACAUGUGUUUAGAGGAACCUCAGGAUUUUGAAGAUGUUAAGAUUGUGACAUUUCUCUCGAUCUGUUAA
This is a messenger RNA of Gossypium arboreum, 1536 nucleotides long. RefSeq lists its product as uncharacterized. The record is from RefSeq and is a predicted model, not a curated record. NCBI's taxonomy places the organism in Eukaryota, Viridiplantae, Streptophyta, Magnoliopsida, Malvales, Malvaceae. Bases 1 to 1536 code for a protein of 511 amino acids. The transcript is spliced from 3 exons.